Messenger RNA from Ambispora gerdemannii, 828 nucleotides. NCBI's taxonomy places the organism in Eukaryota, Fungi, Glomeromycota, Glomeromycetes, Archaeosporales, Ambisporaceae. The record is from the annotation of a GenBank genome assembly.
AUUUUAGAAGAGGCUGCUAAGUAUAUUAGAGAUUUAAUUAAGCCAGGGACUUUUAGUCAGAAAACUUUAAGAAGAAUUAAAGACUUUAUAGGAUCGAAAGAUAUGUUAGAAUACCAUGCUGAUCUGGUUCAACGAUUAGAUGCAGCAAUUCAAGACCUUCAGUUAGAUUAUGUUUGUGCUAUACACAAAAAAGUUAACUACUUGUUGGAUUAUGCUCAACUAGCAAUGGUAACAAAAGGCGCUGAUAUCAGAGAAGAUAGCAUAUAUGUUGAUCCGUCAAAAGUUGAAGAAUACGAUGAUACGGAAAUCCGAGGGAAAACUAAAAAAAUUAAAAAAAUGUUGUUUAACGGGUGUGUCGCAGUAGCUGUUCGUAAAGUGCAGGCUAGUGACAAAACUCAAGCUGAGCGACAAGCAACGAUUUUAAAUAAACUGAGUGUCUGCAGAAAUAUAGAGAACUUUCAAGGUUUGAUGAGAAAAAAUGAAGAAGUAUAUGUGGUGACUGAAUGGGCCGCGAAUUACGAUCUCGAAAGACAUCUUCGUUCCGACGUAGAGAUUUCAUGGGCACAAAAAUUAAAGUUUGCAGAAGGUAUCGCAGCUGCCCUCACAUUUUGCCAUGAAGCUGAUAUUUUUCAUCAUGAUGUUAAAAGUGCGAAUGUAUUAUUAGAUGAACAUUUGAAUGUGAAGCUUAGCAAUUUUGAUAUGGCACGCUUCUCUAACGAAGCAACGACAUCACUAUCGGAUCAAAUGAAGAGUAUUAGAUGGACUGCGCCCGAAAAAUUAAAUAUAACCUAUGUUCCCUAUUCCAAACAAAUGGAUGUAUAUAGGUAA